Molecule: messenger RNA, 813 nt
Organism: Myzus persicae (green peach aphid)
Lineage: Eukaryota; Metazoa; Arthropoda; Insecta; Hemiptera; Aphididae
Exons: 4
Coding region: 46-630 (194 amino acids)
Source: RefSeq, a predicted model, not a curated record
UUAAAAAUAUUUAAUUUUGUUUUAUGGUUUUAAGGUAAACUUUCCAUGGAUUCUUUAACAGAGUUUGAUACAAAUAAAAAACCAUUGAUGUCUAACGCUGAAUUUCAGGCUUUUGUUAUAAGUUCACUAUCUAAACUUAAGUUUGAAAUCAGUAAUAUGAGUUCUACUAUUCAUGCAAAUUAUAUAUCCUCUGAAGCAUUUUAUAAAAAUGUUGGACAUUCAACUUCUUUAAAUUUGUCAAACAACAUUCAACAGUCUGUGGAUAUAAGUGAAAUAUUUCCCAUAAAUACAGAAGAUCAAUUAAAAAAGUUUGAUGACAAGUUAAAAUCGAACAAUGAUUUUAAAUUAAAUGUGAUGGCCAAAUUGUCUUUAUUUGUUGGCAUUAAAAAUGUUGGCGAUAGUGUACGCCGUUUGAUGUCUAGAAUGUUUUCUGAUGAGUUACUUCAAAAUUAUUCUCUGCUGGGGUUUAAGAAGAAAAAUAGAUUUUCUAAUUUCUUGGUCUACCGUCUUAUUCUAGAUGUCAUUAGAGUUCAACCAAAAUUCAGCUCUACUCUUGACAAAGAAAUUGAUGUACCAAUAUCCACAUGGCUCUCUCAUGCAAAAUUUCGUAUUAAAGACAAAAAAAUUUAAAAAAUUUAAGUAGUCCAAUAAGUGAUUGAUGUUUUAAAACUCUAUAUUAUUUUUAUUUUGAUAUGUAUAAAUUAACAAUUAGGUAAAAAGGUAACCUACAGGUAGCAAAAUUUGUGUUUCAUUAUAUAAUAUACCUAUUUUUAAGAAAGUUUUUGUUUUAAUGAGUAAUGACUAAUAAUAUUC